AUGAAGGCCAACUGCAAGUCAUCACCCCAGGGUCCCAAGAGCCUUCAGGCCCAGAUGCCUCGCAAAUACCCCCAGAGCGAAGGGAAACGGGCGGGGCGGGGCGCGGCGUGGGGGCUGGGAGCAGGGGUUGCCCUGUGCCCCCGGCGGAGCUGUUCUGCCCUGCUGCCGGGCGCCCCGGCCAGCGGGAACUCCCGGCGGGGUGUGCGGGGGGAGGGCUCUCCGCUUGGAGGCGCCUUCGCCAAUCAGCUGCCCGGGCGGGGGAGCCGCUCCCGCGGCGGGGCUGGGCGUGUGCACUGGGCUGACUGGAGCCGGGCGCUGCUGAGCCGCGGUGGCUAUUUUCCUCCCGUGGCGCUCGGGGCAGCAGCGGGGCGGCGCAGGGCCACUGGGGGAGCGCAGCGGGCUCGGGCGCCCAGGGAGCGGCUCCAGGCGGUGGCGAUGCCGGCCGGGUGCCCGCGAUGGCCUCAGAGGAGUGCCGCUCGCCCGUGGGGCUGGACUGCUGCAGCUGCUGCCUGGACCUGGCCAACCGCAGCGGCCUGGAGGAGGGGGCCGGGGGGCGAAAACAACAACCUGGGCAGCCCCACGGUGAGCAACUUCCGGCAGCUCCGGGCGCAGCUAGUGUGCGAGAACCUGAACGCCGACAAGCUGAGCAGCAUCAUGCGGCAGGACUCGCUGGAGCCCGUGGUGCGGGACCCCUGCUACCUGCUCAACCAGGGCAUCUGCAACAGCAAUAUCGACCAGACCCUGCUCUCCAUCCUGCUCCUCUUCCACAGGGGGAUCCCACAGACAUGGGGAUAGAGGCACAGACCUCCUCUGAACUACAGAUACCUCAGCCAUUCAGACGUCAGCCACUCAGAACCUCUCUAGGAAAACGCACCCAAGUGCUAGCACACAGACGCCUUGCUGGAGUGUCCGAGGAGGCCGGUUCCUGUUGGCUGGGCAUGCUGUGGAACAGAGGAACAUCCCUCGGUGCAGAGAUCCAGGAGCAGAGUGCACGUUCCCGGAAGGAUGGGCUGCUGCAUUCGUCCAUUGCUGCUUGGGUCGCUGGGUGCCAGAGAGCAGAGAGAAGGGAGCUAACACAGCACUAUGGAGUGCAUGAGCAAAUACAUCCAAGUAUGCAAAUGUCUGAGCCAAAAGCAGCCCUCUCUCCUAGCGAAAGCUGGGCUGGAAACAGCUGGCAGGCCCAACUCAAGGGACCUCACAGAGAAUCGCUGGCUGUCUGGUGAGAGGCCGAGUACCUUGGGGCAGGGACCGCACCUUGCUUGGCAUUUCUGAGCCCAGUCAGCCUGUUGCUCAGCAUUGCUGGGGAGGGGGGGUAGGGGCCCGCAAGGACACUGGGAUGCAGCAUGUGUUAUAAACAUCCCACUCUCCAGUGAGAGCUCCGAUUGGGGCCUGCAGUGCAAGGAGCCCCGGGGCUGCUGACAGAUUGUGUAAAUGUCAUGCACACGCACACCGCUGAGCCGUAACCCUGCUUCUCCGACUCCACAACCACGCCAGCUGACACACAGGUGAUAGUAGCAGUAGUAGGCUUCUUAUCCUGGGUGUGGGCCCAGUGCACUAGAUAGCAGCAUCGUGCUCUCAGACACAGACCCACAAAGCCAGGACAUUACACACUAUACCUGCACAGAGCAUGCUACCCUGUGGAUCCUCCACUUUAGCAUGGCAGAUGGAGGGGCUCAGAGUUUAGUAGCCCUGCACCCGUGUUCAAUACACACAUGCAGCCCACGAUUCACUGCCAUGAUGCAAGUGUCUGUUCUGCAGGAAGAGUGACCCUACCUCUCCCCUGGCGCUCAUGGUACCCAUCUGGUCAUGGUACCCACCCAGCCCUCUAGCAUGUGCAGUUCAGGGACUCCUGGGGAACACAUGCCUGUGCCAAGAGCACACUGUGGCCACCAAGGCUGUCGUCCGUUUAUGCAGCCCAGAGCCUGCGCUGGCUCGUACGGCCCAGAGCAGCCUGGCACAAAGCUGCUGCCCCCCAGGAGCAAUAACUCUUGUUGCAUCCCCUUGGGGGAGCAGCAUCUUCCUAAGGCCCUUUCUCUUAGGCACCUUCGGCCUGCACAUGCAGCGGCCAGCCGCCAGGGGGCGCUUUGUGCCCGCGAGGAAGGGAGGGAACCACCAGCCGGCGCCGUUGGAAGCUGUUGGACUCGAAAGUCAAAACAUGUUUUGUAGAAGCUUAU
Messenger RNA from Dermochelys coriacea (leatherback sea turtle), 2174 nucleotides. RefSeq lists its product as uncharacterized. The record is from RefSeq and is a predicted model, not a curated record. The transcript is spliced from 3 exons. The coding region runs from base 1 to 795 and encodes 264 amino acids. NCBI's taxonomy places the organism in Eukaryota, Metazoa, Chordata, Testudines, Dermochelyidae.